UCGAACAUUUCAAUCAACAUCACCAUGUCGUCUCUUGGACAUUCUUUCACCACCAGAAUACUCUCUGCAAUUAUAUUAUUAAUGGUAUUUGGCCAAGGUUUAUCCUUACAGUGUUACUUUUGCAAAAUUGACGCAGAUGGGAAAUGUGAGGAAAAAUUAGAUGAAUGUAAUAAUUUAAUACCAACAACAGUGCUAAUAACAACGACAGAACCAAUAAGAACAACAGAACAAAUAACAACGGCAGAACCAAUAACUACUACAGAGCCGAUAGAAACGACAGAACCAAUCACAACGACAGAGCCAAUAGCACCGACAGAACCAAUAACUACUACAGAGCCAAUAAUACCGACAGAACCAAUAAAUACUACAGAGCCGAUAGAAACGACAGAAUCGAUAACAACUACAGAUCCAAUAGCACCGACAGAACCAGCAACUACUACAAAUCCAAUAACACCGACAGAACCAAAAACUACCACAGAGCCGAUAGAAACGACAGAACCAAUAACAACGACAGAGCCAAUAGCACCGACAGAACCAAUAACUACUACAGAGCCAAUAAUACCGACAGAACCAAUAAAUACUACAGAGACGAUAGAAACGACAGAAUCGAUAACAACUACAGAUCCAAUAGCACCGACAGAAACAGUAACUACUACAGAUCCAAUAACACCGACAGAAGCAAUAACCACCACAGAGCCGACAGAAACGACAGAACCGAUAACAACUACAAAUCCAAUAACACCGGCAGAACCAAUAACUACCACAGAGCCGAUAGAAACGACAGAACCAAUAACAACGAUAGAGCCAAUAGCACCGACAGAACCAAUAACUAUCACAGAGCCGAUAGAAAUGACAGAACCAAUAACAACGACAGAGCCAAUAGCACCGACAGAACCAAUAACUACUACAGAGCCGAUAGAAACGACAGAGCCAAUAACAACAACAGAGCCGGUAACAACGGAAAAACUAAUACGAAAGGCAGAGCCAAAAGUUAUUGCAACGAAACCUUUUUACUCUGUGAAAUACAUGAGCCGCUUUGCCAGAGCCAUAGCUCGAGAGGAGGAUGGCUACAUUUGUUAUACUGUAACUGACAAAGGUGACGGAAAUAAAAUUAUCGAAAAAGGUUGCGCUUUAAAAAGUGACUCUAAGUGUACGGAAAGUAAUCAGAGCACUUGUAAAGAAUGCGAAGAGGACAAGUGCAAUUCUGCAGCUUUAGUUAAGCUUGGAUUAUUAUCAAUAGUUCUGCCAAUACUGUUAACUACUACUUUAGUUUUUAGCAAAUAA
Molecule: messenger RNA, 1284 nt
Organism: Belonocnema kinseyi
Lineage: Eukaryota; Metazoa; Arthropoda; Insecta; Hymenoptera; Cynipidae
Product: 300 kDa antigen AG231-like
Exons: 5
Coding region: 25-1284 (419 amino acids)
Source: RefSeq, a predicted model, not a curated record